AAAAAUAUUACAAUAACUUCAGUUCAUUUAUAAAAAAAGUUCCAACUUAUACUUCUUUGUGAAAUAUUAUUCCCGAGUCCAGAUAAAUAACAUUUUCUUGCAAAUUAUUUGAUUAUCCCAAAUAAUAUUCACUAUUACCAGUGUUUGUACCCUUUGCAUUCAUUCACUGCAAGCAAGCAGAAAUGGGUAACUGGAAGUUGGAAGUCGGCAGGAUGGCAAUGUAUACUACAUUUCCUGUCGGUCUAUUCUUUUUCUUCAACCAACCAACCUAUUUUGAAGAAUGGGUAACUAAGACAAAGAGGGAAAUAUAUCCACCUGAAAAUAAGCAGAACAGAGAAGACAUACAGAAGUUAAUUCAAGAAAUGAAAAAGAAACAAAUGAGAUCAUUGGAAGGAGAAUAAGUGAAAAUUGAUUACUUUUAUUGCCUGUAGGUACAUGUAGUGUAAAUAUUUAAAUAUAAUUUUCAAUAAAAUAACUAUAUUUAAA
Messenger RNA from Bicyclus anynana (squinting bush brown), 486 nucleotides. Its product is annotated as protein PET100 homolog, mitochondrial. Gene Ontology annotation, cellular component: mitochondrial inner membrane; mitochondrion. The record is from RefSeq and is a predicted model, not a curated record. NCBI's taxonomy places the organism in Eukaryota, Metazoa, Arthropoda, Insecta, Lepidoptera, Nymphalidae. The transcript has a single exon. Gene Ontology annotation, biological process: mitochondrial respiratory chain complex IV assembly. The coding region runs from base 183 to 401 and encodes 72 amino acids.